CAUGAAAAUUUGAAAUUUGUUAUUUAGUUACCAUGACUACGUACAGUAAUGCGUAUAGCAAUUAGUUUAUUGAAAUAUACUUUUUCCUUUUCCCGUUGUAGUUCAUAGAAAACACACGUGUUUUAUUCUUCUGUCCGAUCUACGACCAUACCAACAGGUUAUGGGCCUUCCGGAAAAAUAAUUUCGUUUUUUUUUUGUUCGGUAACUGUCGCGAGUGAAGUACCGGAAACAGAAGUUUUUUUUUGUUCGACGACGCGCAGCAAUUGGAUUUGCCGCUAAUCAACAAAAAUGGAAAAGUUCAGCAUGGAACGGUUAGGCAGUGAUAACUACGAAAGCUGGAGCUUUCAGCUGAAAAGUUUGCUUAUGCGGGAGGAAUUGUGGAAGUACGUCACCAGCAUCGCGCCAGAACCUGUAACCGAUGCCUGGACGAACGGAGACACCAAGACUCAAGGAACGAUUUCGUUGUUCGUCGGUGUCACUCAGCAGUCUUUGAUUCUUCAUAGAACACACACGUGUUUUAUUCUUCUGUCCGAUCUACGACCAUACCAACACUGGGGUCUAUUCCGGAAAGAGCGAAAAUUAUGUGACGAGUCGUUAGCAACGGUACUAGCAGAGAAACAAAGCAUGGUCAACUCUUGGCCGCUGGCCUUCAUUCCAGUAGGAACAGCCAGUCAGGAAUCUUUGACACCUAACCACUUUUUGUUUUUGUUUGUUCUAAUGGCGUGCAUGAAUCGGAGAAGCUAUCGACGGAACGGCGUUGAGGUGCAGUUGGAUUGGAACAUGGUCAAACAUAAAUAA
Armigeres subalbatus is the source of this 798-nucleotide messenger RNA. RefSeq lists its product as uncharacterized. Lineage: Eukaryota; Metazoa; Arthropoda; Insecta; Diptera; Culicidae. The transcript is spliced from 2 exons. The record is from RefSeq and is a predicted model, not a curated record. Bases 289 to 798 code for a protein of 169 amino acids.